Messenger RNA from Gigantopelta aegis, 5301 nucleotides. RefSeq names its product alpha-L-fucosidase-like. Gene Ontology annotation, molecular function: alpha-L-fucosidase activity. Bases 10 to 1374 code for a protein of 454 amino acids. Gene Ontology annotation, cellular component: lysosome. The transcript has 8 exons. Gene Ontology annotation, biological process: fucose metabolic process; glycoside catabolic process. Lineage: Eukaryota; Metazoa; Mollusca; Gastropoda; Neomphalida; Peltospiridae. The record is from RefSeq and is a predicted model, not a curated record.
GCUUUUAAAAUGGCUGCUUUAAUUAAGUUUUGUUUUGUGGUUUGUUUUCUCGUUUUGCACGUGCAGUGUGAUAGAUAUGAACCUAACUGGCCUUCGAUUGAUUCAAGGCCCUUGCCUUCUUGGUAUGACGAAGCUAAACUUGGCAUCUUCAUUCAUUGGGGCGUGUUCUCCGUGCCCAGUUUCUCGUCAGAAUGGUUUUGGUGGACUUGGCAAGGUCAGCAUUUGCCGGCUGUUGUCGAUUUCAUGAAGCAGAACUACAGACCAGAUUUUACAUAUGCAGACUUUGCCUCACAGUUUACUGCUGAAUUUUACGAUCCUUUAAGAUGGGCAGAAUUAUUCGCUGGAUCUGGAGCAAAAUAUGUGGUCUUUGUCAGCAAGCACCAUGAAGGCUUUUGUAACUGGGCCACUAAUGUGUCAUUCAACUGGAAUUCUGUGGCCUGUGGACCCAAGAGGGAUAUUGUUGGUGAACUGGCAGAUGCUAUCCGAUCCAGAACAAAGUUGCAUUUUGGCUUGUACCAUUCAUUGUUUGAAUGGUUCCACCCAUUAUACUUGCAGGACAAGGCCAGAAAUUUCUCAACACGCAACUUUGUUACAGACAAGACGAUGCCUGAACUUAAGGAAUUGAUUAACACCUAUAAGCCUGAUGUAAUCUGGUCAGAUGGUGAUUGGGAGGCACCAGACACUUACUGGCAGUCCACAGACUUCCUGGCCUGGCUUUAUAAUGACAGUCCAGUAAAAGACACAGUUGUUACUAAUGAUAGAUGGGGAAUUGGCACAGCUUGCCACCAUGGUGGAUUCUACACAUGUUCCGACCGAUAUAAUCCAGGAACUCUUCAAAAACAUAAGUUUGAGAAUGCUAUGACAAUUGAUCAUUACUCAUGGGGCUACAGGCGAAAUGCCAGACUGUCUGACUUUCUGACCAUGGAAGAACUUAUUAGCACAUUUGUUGAAACUGUCAGUUGUGGUGGCAACAUGUUGAUGAACGUUGGACCCACCAAAGAGGGAACCAUUAUUCCCAUAUUUGAAGAACGUCUGCAGAAUAUGGGUCUUUGGCUGAACGUGAAUGGUGAAGCUAUUUAUAGUACCAGGCCAUGGGCACAUCAAAAUGACACAGUCACUAAGGAUAUAUGGUACACCUCAAAGAAAGAUAAUGUCUAUGCCAUUGUUCUAUCCUGGCCCACAGAGGACACUCUUGUCCUUGGAGCUCCUACUCCAUCUGAAUCGACAACAGUCAGUCUCCUUGGUUACCAGAGUAAAUUCACCUGGAAGAAAGGUUCAACUGGAGGCAUGCAGAUCGAUAUCCCACCCAUCUCCAUCAACAACAUGCCCUGUAAGUGGGCCUGGGUGUUCAAGCUCACUGGACUGACAUACUGAUUAACACAAAACAUUUCUUCUAGAUAGAGACUGCACUGUGAUCAACUUGUUAUCAUACAAUUGAAUUUGUAAUCCAUUUUUACCUAAUCAUUUUGUACUUAUUAUAUUUACACAAAUAGCAGAGCAAGUAUGUUACAGAGUAGCUUAGUGCCAUAGGCAUAGGACCAAAACACACCAAAGCUGAGUCUGGUGAAUGUGGAACCAGUUGAAAAAGACAUGAGUUGAAUGCAACAAAAACACACCUGGCAUGAAAUACAGAUUUGGCAGCAGACGGUAUUCAACAUGCACUAUAGUUUGACAGUGCCAGACACACCCAGCUUUGGUAUGUUUUGGGCCUUGACCUCCACCCACUUAAUAACUGUCAAGUACCACCAGUGAUAGAAAUAUGCAGAAUUGUUUACUAGUCCACCGGACAAAUACAUCUAGAAAUCUACUUGUCCGCCAAUAUUUUCACUUGUCCAAAUAAAUGGUUUAUUUUAUUCAAGUAUCAGGAUUAUGAUUGUGAUUGCUAAAAAUGAAACUGCACUCAAAAUGUUUACUUGUCCACUGGACAACCAUUUUGCUUGUCCGAAUAGAUUUUCACUUGCCGGGACAAACGGACAAGUGCUUAUUUGGAACACUGACCACUGCUCCAAAGAUCAUAUCUCAGUGCAAUAUAAGCAGCAUUUACAUUACUACUUUGUGAGACUUUUAUAAUUAUGUGGUCCAUCUGAAAAUGUACAGAUUUCACUUUGUGUUUGGAUUCGUGGAUGUGCCAUUGAUGUUUAUUUAUGGAUUACUAACCAUCUGUUUGUAUGAAUAAUUUAAUAAUUAAGUAACUUGGAGAAAGAUAUAUUUUAUUGCAUUCCAGAUAUGCUCAUGACAUUAAAUGUAAAAUCUUCAGUGUUUGUAACCAAAUUGUUUAUGGUGAUAUAGUUGUAAGACACACAUUAUACACAAUACUUUGUAAUAUGAUGCAAAUAUUUGUUUUAUUGAAACAUUAAAUAAAUAUAAUUAUGCAAUAAAGAGUAGUUUUUGUUUUGUUAUAAUGGUAGAUGUGAAACAAAUUAAUUUUUGGGACUAAAAACCUCAAAAUUUGUCUCAAAAUAACAGACGAUUUUUACAGAAGGAAAUGUAGUGGAAGAUUUGGUACAUUAUCGUGAUAUUGUCAAAUAAAGUUGAUAUUGCAGACUUAAAACAGAAUGUAACAAGGAUAUAGAGAUUCAUAUUCAUAUUGCCAUUAAUAGUUUCAUACAUUACAAAAUACAAAAUGAAAUCCAGCACAACAAAAACAAUUACACUGGUUCUUUACAUUUGUGCUAAAAAACUAAAGCAUUUGUCCUGAUAAGGACAGUUUUAUUUUUGUUAUUAUUAUUUUAUUUUGUAGUAUAGUAGACAUUUCAUGUACUUUGCUAUUGGGUUACAUUUGAAUACAAUUUUAGAACUAGUUUUGUUACUUUUUUGGCAUAAUUAUAAAUAGUAUGUGCUAGUUUCAAAUCAAGUUAUAUGUGAAUCAAAUGUUAGAACUCCUUUGUUAAUUUUUUGACAAUUAUUAAGAAAAAUUAUAAAUUAGUUUAGUGGAUUAGAAUUCUAUGCACAGUUUGAUUUUGUUUCUCACACUGACUGGUUGAGUUGUACUGUAACCUAACAUCUGUGUCUUUGCUUAUAAAAUGUUCAGUCUUUACAGAUUUUAUAAGUACAAACCCAAAUGUUACUCUUGAAUAUCAUUAUCUCAUGUAAUAUAAAAACUGAAAGCUCAAAGUUGUCUAUAAUAUUGUGUAAUUAUAUUAAAUUAAAUUAAUAGUAUACGACUGUUUACAUCAAUAGACAAUCCCUGAAUUGCCUACAGAAGUUGUCAAUGCAAAAAUGGAAAUUGCCAUGGAGUUUUUAAUUUUCUGUGGCACUUUUAUUGCCAGGUAUAUGUAUCGGGUAUAUUCAAUGCCAUGUUUUUAGCUGUGGACAUUUCUUAAUUGCAGGUGUAGCCAUGUUAUUUCGGUUUUGCUUGUUAAAAUGUAUUAUACUAAUAUUGUAUGUAGUUUUGAUAGUACAUAUAUUACUUCUUAAGUUCUAAACUAUGUCAUUCGCCAAAUGAUCAAAUGCAAAUUUGGUGAAUAGAUUUCACUACUAUUUUGCCAAAAGGCUAAUUCGAAAAUAAUUUGUCAUUUAUAUAUGUACUGCUACUUUUGCUGUUUGGUUGAAUGAAACUUGAAUAUGGCUGCCAAAUGUUUAAUACAUGUAGGCUACUUGUUAGUGGUCCAGGUUAAACCCUAUAUGAGCAUACAGAUAAUGACUAACACAGCAAACCAUUACAAUUGUGUAUAUAAUUUGGUGAAUAAGUAGGGUGUAAAUAUGUGGUAAAAUGUCAUUAAAUAUUAUGCACGGUUUGCUUUAUAUUUUCAGGUGCUUUCUGUUUCAUGUUUAAUUCUGUCCACAUGGCAGCAUUUUGCAAUUUUGGAAAAUUAUUUUGUUUUGAACUUAAACUGUUUGACAUUUAGUAAAUUGUUAUACAAUACAUGUUUAUCGGUAUGGAAACAGAACACACAGGUUUUUUCAGCUUCACUAAGAGAAAUAUUUUGUAGUUUACUUAUUUAUUUAAAUGAAAAUAAUUGAGUUCAAAAUCUAUUGACACUUGAUUUUAAAAUAUUUGUUUUGUUUUGUAUUUAAAAUAUACCUUUUUGUCCCAUAUUUUGUGCAAUUUUGGCUCUGUUAUGAUGUUUGUCAGCAGAUCUUUUCUAAUACCGAUUUGUCUAGUGUCCGUCCAUCAGCGUUUCACUUGAAGUCCAUCUGCUACAGUAUAUUGAGGUCAAUUUGACUGAAGUGUUUUGAAACUUGGUACAAUGAUCCUCUGGGGCAGUCUUCACAAAUUAAUAGAGAGAUAUUUUUGAAUUUUCAUUAAAUACAUUUUACCUUCGCUAUGACGACUUUUCUAACACCGAUUUUUGUGCUGUCUGUCUGGCAUCUGUCCAUCAACUUUUCUUUUGAAGUUUAUAUUCUUAUAGAGUUUCAGUUGAAUUGUUCUGAAACUUGGUACAAUGGUCCUCUGGUGCACUCUGCACAAACUAAAAUAAUAGAGAUAUAUUUCAGCAUUUUAUUAUUAUUAUUAUUAUUAUUAUUAUUAUUAUUAUUAAUAUUAAUAUUAUUACCAAACAAAAAUGUAAAAAUCAAAUGGCUGAGCUCUAUAGGUCAGUAUGUCUUUGGGGUUUUAUUAUAUUGUAAAACAUCAGUACAUUCCAUUAGUUAAGCCUUAAUUUCCAUACAAAUGAAAUUUAGCAAGGUCAGUAUUUUGAAAACAAAUUCCUUGUAUUUGUGUCUUCAUUACCUAAAGUUGUGUUGUGAUAAAUAUUUCUAAAUGUAUCAAAAUGGUUGCCAAUUGAUUAUUUUGUCCUGUGAAAUUUAAUUCCUGGAAAUACUCAGAAAUAUCAUUUGGGUGAUUUUAGAAAAACUAGAGUACUGAGGGAAAACACCCUUUCAGCUUUUCAUUUUCAUGUUGUAAUUUUGUUAAUACAGUGAAAACACUCUAAACUGAACAACCAUGGGACCAAGUAAAACGUCUGGGUUUUAAUGAGAUUAUGUUCUGUAUUGUUAUUGAAAAAGUGACUUAAAAAACCCACCCGGUUUUAAACGAACUCUAGUUCACCAAGGGUCGAGUUUUGAGGGGUUCAUGCUGUAAUUUAAUAACCUAAUGAUAGCACUGCUCAAAUAUCUACCAGUGAGUCAUAAUUGUUUCUAAGACAGUGACCGUUUUAGUAGGCAUACAUGUUGUCACACACUGAUUUAACAACAUGAUAAAUGGAAGGGGUGCUUUGUUUUUGAUUUAUCCAGAGCAAAACUGGGUGUACUUGUGUAAAAUUAUUUUCAUGCAACAAUAUUAAUAUUUUUAUGUAUAUGUUGUGAUUUUAUAGCACUGUUAGAUAAUUUUAUUUUAAUUUUUAAUAAAAUUUGUUUGCA